Molecule: messenger RNA, 453 nt
Organism: Amphibalanus amphitrite
Lineage: Eukaryota; Metazoa; Arthropoda; Thecostraca; Balanomorpha; Balanidae
Product: lectin BRA-3-like
Exons: 1
Coding region: 1-453 (150 amino acids)
Source: RefSeq, a predicted model, not a curated record
AUGGGGUGGACUGUUCGUCUGGCCCUGUCGGCCGCCAUCGUCACCACCGUCUUGGCCACGUGUCCCUCCUUCAGGUGGAAGCAGUUCCGGGACAUGUGCUACUGGAGGUCCUUCUACUCCAAGAUUACAUGGUAUGACGCCGGACAGGUAUGCCGAAAUAUGUCUGGAGAGCUGGCCUCCAUACACGAUGCUGGACUGGACACCUUCCUCACCAAAGAACUGCUCAAAGGUCAAGCGGCCUGGGUGGGCCUUCGACGGGAGAACUCGUCAUCCGACUGGGUCUGGACGGACGGAUCGGCAUACAACUACAGUCGCUGGUUCAUGGAUUAUUCAGAUUGUGGCGACAGGUACCCCUGCUGUGCCGCCAUCAACUACGGAAGUGACGGUGAAUGGACGCCUUCUGAUUGUAUUGAUGGUGAUAUACCGUUUUUGUGUCAGAUGGAGGCGUCAUAA